UGUUUUGUUUUUUCGUUUGUGGUUAAGUUUGAUGAACGAAAAGUAUUUUUUGAAAUUGCAUCAUUUGAAUUUAAAACUAGGAACUAGGUGUUUAUUACAAUUAUGAAUUCUGAGGAGGAUAUUCUUUCAUUUAUGGAUUUAUUAGAUUUAGACGAGGAAAUGGUGGACACAAGACUCAAAUCAAUUAUGGUGAGAGAUACAUUUACAAAUAAACAUUUGAAGAAUGCGAUACAGCUGCUCAAAUAUAAGCAGUUGAUAAAUUGUCAAGAAAACACAGAAUGUGACAACGAUAAUGAAUGUAGUUUCCUUGUAAAACUGAUAAACCAAGUGAAUUAUGAAAAUGUUGUUAAUGUUUGUAAAAUAACAACUUUAACAUUGAGCCUUAACUGUACCACUCUUGUUAAUAAAUCAGAACAUUUAGUGCAGCAAAUUUUGUCAGAUAUAUAUGUAUCAUCAGAAGGAAAAUCGAAUGAUAAAUCUACAUUAUUAACUUUACAAUUAUGUGACACAAUUCUUGAAGCUGUGAUUAAAAUAGGUGAAAAACUGACAUUGCCAUUUCUAGAAAUACCUGUUUCAAGAAUUUUGGACUUUCCAGAUGAGAAAUUAAGAGUUCACUUUCUGACAAGCUCAGUGCCAAAGUUAUUUGAAGGGGUUCAAGGUUACAGCAUUCUUGAUGUUAUUUGGAAUUAUGUUAUUGUUAGUGAUGGUCAAGAUGCUCUUAAAAUCUUAAGCUGCCUUUCAGAAUAUUAUAUACCAGUACCAGAUAGAGAGGGAAAAGUUUUAUAUCAGUCUGAGGUGGUGUAUCAAGCAGCAUUCUGGAAUAUAAUCUUAAAUGGUCUCUGUUCCAACAAUCCUAUGAAAAGAAAAUUCGCAGUCUAUUUAGGAAAACGGGCAAUAGACUGUUUGGCUGCUGGAAAAAGGGACAUCAAGCUAUCAGUAGAAAAUAAAAUAUUUUCAUGGAAUUGUAAAAAGGCGGCACUAUUGAAAAGCGAUUGGUACAAUUUUUUUAUAUUGAUUGAUAGCUUGGAAGAGAAACAGAGCAAUAUUGUACUGCCAUCUUUACAUUUAUUUGAGAAGUUAAACAACCUUGAAAAAUGUUGGUUAAACUGCCCUUUUUACUUGGGGUUAAGUCAUGACAACACUCAAGUUAGACUUAAAAGCAUAUUCUAUAAAUUGGACACCUCAUUAAAAUCUUUGAAUGAAGCUGUUUUGUUACUAUCCGCUGUUAAUGAUAAUAAUAUUUUUGAUGAUGUGAUAGGAUAUGAUAUAUUGAAAACAAAAAUGAGAAGUUUCUUCUCACAGGAAGAAGAAUUAGCUUAUGUCUUAAAGUCUUUAGCUUUGGUAAAAUGGUCACCUGUGCCUUUAUACCAUGUUAGUGAAGUUUUAUCUGAAUUAAAAUUAAAAGGAUUCCAACUUGACAAUGCUGUGCAAAUUAUUAAUGAGAUCCUAAAAAUUCCAUGCAAUAAUAUUGUGAUAAGAAAAGCUGUUCAUACAAAUUUAUUUUGUUUUAUAGAGAAAUGCUUCAAUUUACACUGGAGAGAUUUACUGAACAUAUUACCACACUUUCAAAUAAACUUACUAAAUAAUAAACUCAUCUUAAUGGUCAAAGAAAAUAUGAACUCUGAAAAAGAAAGAAUUGAAUUUCUGAAAUUAAUAUCAGAAAAAAUACAUAAUGAAAAUGUUGAUCUGGCAUUAUUGUACCUUGAAAACAAACCAGAGGAUAUGUCAAUAUUUAUUGACAUCAUUAACGAGAAAGUAAAAAUAGUACAAGAUAUUGUAAAUAGGCAGUAUUCUAAUAAGAAAGAAUGCUUCAAUGAUGCUGUUUUUAUAGCUUUAUUAUGUUUAAAAACUAAAAACAUGGACACUUCUAUAAAAGAAACACUUUAUGGAAUUCUAUCGCAAAAUAAGAAGCUAAUUCUACAUUAUUUUAUGGCUCUUACAACAAGUGAAGUUACUGUUGACAUAGAAGAAAUAGUUGUUGUUUCAGAAAUCAUUAAAUCCUUUGAUUGUAAGGAUUUGGGAGAUGUUAUUCUGCAGUUUUAUAAAAUAUCUAAAGUACUUUUUAUUGAUUCUAGAUCAGAUUUAGAUAAAACUGUACUUGGGUUAUUUUAUAUCAGUAGUUUAAACGAAAAUACUGUUCUUACAACACUUUACAAUAAUGAAAUGGUUCAUAUGGAACAAUUACUAGAAAUCAAAAGUCUUGACAACAAACAAAACAGUAGACUUCUUAAUGCAUUUUAUGAAAAGUUGUGUGAAUUUAUAUUUCAUGUUAUGAAGGAAGACAAUAAAUAUGACAGCAUUAAAAUAUUAGAAUUUGUUGAUAAAGUUACUGAGUGUGGUGGCUAUGGUUGUUUAUAUUGGAUUUUGAAAAUAAUGAAUGAAUUAUUACCAAUUUUAUUGAGUUAUAAGGAUAGUAGAUUUGAUGUAGCACAAUUUGUACAUAGAAUGUGGAGGGAAAUAGAAGAAUUGAAGUCUAAUCAUCAAUACAGCCCGUGUAUUGAAGAAUUUAUUAAUUUAAUCACACAAGAAUGUGUUAUAGAUGAUCCAAUGUAUAACAAUAUAGUUACUCUAUACUGCACUGAAGUUAUUGAAAAUGCUGCCGCCAGGAACGCACCUUUAUAUUAUCUAGUUAGGAAACUGAAUUGUAUAGAGAUAAAUGAAAACCGCGGACAUUUGGUCUACAUUUUGUGUGAGAUUUUAAUGUACUCUCCAGUACCAAGAAAAGAUCAGAGAAUCACGGACAAUUUGAUGAUUGAGAUCUUACACGAUCCAAAAUAUCAAGUGACUAGCAAAGACACUGCUACACAUUUCAACUUCCAAAUCCAGUAUUCUGCCAUAUCUGUACUUAGCAAAAUAAAACAUGAAGAUAUAUACCGGACUAUAACAUCAUUUUUUUUAAACAAAAUUGACAUACUGAUGAUGAACAAACAAAGAUAUCACGGCAACUCUCAAUGUCAUAGGAGUUUAUUGUUGUGUCUUCAGCAUCUUUUGUUUUUAUUCUCAUUAACAAAUCUAGAGUGUGGAAUAGAAAAUUGGUGUGAAGAUUUAUUGGGGAAGUUACCACAUCAGCAGUCAGUUAGGGUUUGUUUGGAAUGGUUGAUAGCUUUGUUUUAUUAUAAGAAGGGUGUAGAAAUAAACCAAGAAUUCAUAGACCAUUUAGACGCCAAAAAAAUUCCUUUGACGUCACAAUUCAUAAUUAUAUACAACAUCAUGAAGCGGAAAUGUAAUAACUGCUCGGAGCGAGAAUACAAUUUUGUUUUACAUCACUUGCUUGGAAAUACAAUGGGACCAAUGUAUAAUGUGAGGUUAUACGCGCAAUGUAUAUCUAAACAACUUUAUAAGCUCAGAGAAAGUUCAGAACAUAAAUAUAUGAUUAAAAUUGUUGAACAAAAUUGUGCUAAAGACAAAAAUUGUGCGAGAUUAGAAGAAGAUUUCUUUUUAUCUCGUUUCGAUAUAUUGUCAGAGUUGAAACCAAGUUUUAUUUAUCAUUUCGUGCCGAAUUACACUGAAGCAAAUAAUGAUAAGAUUUAUAUGGAAUUGAUAAACGAAGAAUUAAAAAUAAUGAAUAGAAAUAAUGAGGGCCAGUUAAAUGAUGAAGAAAUAUUCAAAUUUAAGUACCCUAAAGGUAAGGCAAAAUCUGUAGAAAGUUUUGACGGAACGGGUUCCAUUCAAAAGAAAUACGUGCCAUGGGGAAGCAUGAGCGAUAUUGAAGUUUAUGGGAUUUCUAAAAAGAAGGAAAAUCCAAGCGAGUUAAUAGUGAUAGCGUCGCUCAUAGACAAGUUGCCAAAUCUCGGCGGCAUGGCGCGGACCAGCGAAGUGUUUGGAGUUCGCACUUACGUGAUCGACAGUUUGAGGCAUUUGCAAGAUAGCCAGUUCCAAGCGCUGAGCGUAUCAGCAGAACGCUGGGUGAACAUAGAGGAAGUUCGCCCCGGGCCCCCCCUUAAGGCGUAUAUACAGAGCAAAAAGCUGGAGGGGUACUCCAUAGUGGCGGCGGAGCAGACUUCUACGAGCUGUCAACUGGACAAGUUCAAGUUUGACAGGAAAACGGUGCUUUUACUUGGACACGAAAAAGAGGGUGUCCCGUGCGACUUGCUGCCGCUGAUGGAGCGCUGCGUGGAGGUACCGCAGCGGGGCGUGGUGAGGUCGCUCAAUGUGCACGUGACCGCCGCCAUCUUUGUUUGGGAGUACACUAGGCAGCUAUUAUUGUAAUAACAAUGAUUCAAAAUACGUAGGUUUAAAAUGUGACUUUUAUUUAUUUAUUUAUUUAUUUACUAAUUUAUGUACACAGAAAACAUCGAGACUGAUAAACACAAGAAACAAAAUUACAAAGGUUCUGCUUAUUUCAAAAGAAAUCUCUUCCAGCAGACCCGAGAUAGGAGACAUGAUGGAAAGGGUGACAGGCGUGUACUCCACUUUUAUUUAUAGAGGUUAAAGUUAAACAUCUGAGACAUAAAAAAAGCUCUCACGGGUCUACUGGAAGGGAUUUCUUUUGAAAUAAGUAGCACCUUUGUACUAGAAUUGCUGUGAUAAAUGCUCCUGUAUAUAAUUUUGUGUAUAUAAAUAAAUAAAUAAAAUAAACCUUGUAUUUAUAAUUCAGUAGAACAUACAUACAUGUAAUGACGUCUAUAUCCUUUGCGUGGUAGACAGAGCCAGCAGUAUUGAAGACUGUUGGGCCACGUUUAGUUCAGCGUAAUGAUAGAAUUGAGAUUCAAAUUGUUGGUAGUCCAUCGCCAAAAAGAAGAAUCUCAAGUUCAUAAGCCUAUCCCUUAGUCGUCUUACACGACAUCCAUGAGAAAGAAAUGAAGUAGGCAGGCAACCACGCGACAAUUAAUUAAUGGAAUAACACUGCAAUUUAGUAAAGUUUAUACAAUAUACGUUUUGAAUGCAAAAAUCAAUAAUAUUCUAAGUAAUUUCUUAAUGUUUUCUGGUAUUUAAAGGAACAUGUAAAUAGAUAUUAAUGUAACCAUUUUUACAAGAAAUAUAUCGUUUAUAUUUUUUCUUA
Molecule: messenger RNA, 5002 nt
Organism: Amyelois transitella
Lineage: Eukaryota; Metazoa; Arthropoda; Insecta; Lepidoptera; Pyralidae
Product: probable methyltransferase TARBP1
Exons: 8
Coding region: 103-4209 (1368 amino acids)
Biological process (GO): tRNA methylation
Molecular function (GO): tRNA (guanine) methyltransferase activity; RNA binding
Source: RefSeq, a predicted model, not a curated record